ACCGCCUCCAACUCUUCCCCAACCACUACUUAUACUACACUUCUCACCGUUGUUGUCUUCUCCGUUUGAGAGCCUUGUUUGUUAUAAGCUUUUUUUUUCUAACUUCACCCGUGCCUCCUACAAAAAUGAUGGACCCAUUUAAUAAACCAUAGACCAUACGCUGUUGCAAACACCGCUAUGUCGGGACCUCAACCACGGCUCGCCUUGUCACGAUACCGUCCUGUUCUCUACCUACUCACCGGUGUCGCAGCAGCCUACGCUCUUGUCUAUAUCAACAAUCUCAUCAUCUCCUCCUCGUCCCAACAAUCUCUUCGUCGCCGAAGAACUAUUCGGCGCCCGCGCGGUCUACGGAGACAUUCGGAAAGUGUGCCCAUCGAAACUCCUUCGUCUCGAGCCAUCGCCCACCUUGAGCAACUAGAGCGCCAGAACGGAGUAUAUGGCACAUUUCGUAUAGAAACAGAAGAUGGUCGACGUGUGGAAAGCGGGUUGCUCCCAUCGCUACUCGCGACUCGAGACCAGCUCAUGGAGGAAGUCGGUGUUCCUCAGGCUCAUGCGGAACGGAUGCGUGAGAUGAUGGAGGAUACGUUUCUGGAGUCGUUCCUCGCUUUGGACUUUCCGCCGGCGCAUAUUCUGGAACAGGGCAGUGCGGAAAGAAACUAUUUAACUGAGCAGCUUCAGCGGCGUGGGAUCUCGCGCGCGGGGAUCGAGAGGGCGUUGGCUCGGUUUAAUGAGGACAACAAUUACGGGGAAGAAUUACGUCGCCGACGGCAGAAUGGUGAGAGGGUUACCUUGUCGACCUCCACUUUCCCUGAUGAAUCUUCGCCCGUGCAGAAUCCGGAUGGCGGGGAGACAGUGGUCGAUGACCAGAGUGUCUUUUCCUGGCGCGAGGGGAACAAUGACACGUCUCCGACAAGGGAAGGCCAGAACCUCCUCAAUCUUCUUUAUCAUAUUGCAGAGGACCAAGCAAGGAGAGAUGGCUAUAUUCAUAGGGGGGUGACGUGUAAUAGCUGCGGUGCUAUGCCUAUCCAAGGCAUUCGGUACCGGUGCGCAAACUGCAUUGAUUAUGAUCUCUGUGAGACGUGCGAGGCGAUGCAGGUCCAUAUCAAGACCCAUUUGUUUUACAAAGUACGGAUCCCGGCUCCGUUCCUAGGAAACCCUCGGCAGUCCCAGCCUGUCUGGUAUCCUGGGAAACCCUCUAUGCUUCCACGCAGUCUGGCUCGAUCCUUAGCCAAACGUUUGAUGAAGGACACUAACUUCGAGAACACGGAGCUGGACGCUCUUUGGGAUCAAUUCCGUUGCUUGGCAAAUCACGAAUGGGCAGAUGACCCUAACAAGCUGUAUAUGGCGAUCGACCGGAAAACAUUUGACCGAUGCUUUGUGCCUAACACUUCUGUCCGCCCACCGCCUCCUAGCCUCAUUUACGACCGAAUGUUUGCUUUCUAUGAUACGAACGGUGACGGCUUAAUUGGAUUUGAAGAGUUCCUGAAAGGCCUCGCAAGCCUCAAUAAUAAGAGCAAUGAUGAAAGGCUGCGCCGUGUUUUCCGUGGCUACGAUAUUGAUGGCGACGGUUACGUGGAACGGAAGGACUUUUUACGAGUAUUCCGAGCAUAUUAUGCUCUCAGUAGAGAACUCACUCGAGACAUGGUUGCGGGUAUGGAAGACGAUUUCUUAGAGGGUGGUGCGCGAGAUGUCGUUCUUGGGAGUCAGCCAAUCAGCUCUGCAUUCCCUGGAAGCAUUCCUACAGGAGAGGUCUCUAGAACUGGAGAAGGCAAACGGGUCAAUCAUGAAGGAGACAUGGAGAUCGUGGACAACGAAGGCAUCUUGCGCCCCGAUGGGACUGACACCGGUGAUCGGCAUGCCGUCGUUGGUGACGCUGCUGUUAGAAGCCGAUACGGAAGUAUCCGACCACUGUUUCCAUCCGUCCGGCUACCUAAUCAAGGAAGGCGAAGCCUAGGAGGUGAGAAUGCAGAUGAUGCUAGCAGUUCUGAUGGCUCCAGCUCGUCGAUUGCCACAGAUCGCUGGCCUCCGGCUGAACAUAUUCGCGAUGAAGAUAUUGUGACAGCUCUUGGGGCCUAUGUUCCUUUAUCAGAGGUCACCGAUCCAGUUGACAGAGCUCGGAUUGGCACGGCUGUAUACCACAGAAUGUUUGAUGAUGAUGAUAGACGAGUGGAUGCAGCUCGCAGGCACGGGAUCGAUGAACGGUGGCGUCGUAGGGCAUUCUAUACCGAUGAAGAAGAUGGCGCCAAUGCUCCUGCAGGCUACGAGACUGACUCAAAUGUGGAUGAUGUGUCGAUUGAGGAUGAACUUCAUAAUCAACACUCAGAGUUUGAGUCACACCCGCCAUCUCCUCGUUCUCGUUCUUCGUCCAAAGUGCGAUUCCAGGACGAUGUUACUGAUGACUAUGAUGUGAGGUCGAACCCAUCGACAUCCUCUCGCAGUAUACUCGUUGGUGAGCGGUGGGGAGGCUUCGAAGUCCCGGAAGUUGAAAAGGAUGUUGGAAAAGAAAUCCUUUACCAAGUCACGCAACAAGGGUUCAACGAACUACUUGACAUUCUGUUCAAGCCGAAGGAAGACCUACUCAUGGAAGUCUAUCGAACUCGCACUGAGCGCAAGAUCUGGGCUCGAGAGAUUGAACUGGCAGAACAAAGGGAUACUCAAAGUGAUACUCAAAGUGAUACUGGGAAGCAUUUCGACCGACCGGAGGAGCGGAAUGUGGACGGUGAGAUUGAAGAGGAGCAGAGGCCUUCCUUGCAUAACCCCUUCAGUGACAGGCCGCUUGAAGAGCUUCUUGACCGGGCGGGAUAUUCCAUCCAGAGCCCACCUCUAGAGCCCGUUCGGGACGGCCCUGUUCUUGCUACUCCAUCUCCUGUACUGCGACUUCCUGACGACGCCGUACGACCAACUCACAAUGCUGACCCUGAAGAGGACCUAGCAGAGUCUGCUGUACCCGAAACCCACCAAGAAGAGCUUGGCUUUGCGCCGGCUGCUCCGUCACCAGAAUCCCCAGUAUCGGAACGGAGUCGACCAGUCUCUAUUGAUUCCGAGUUUGACCCUACAUUACCUCACCAUCGUCCUAAUGAAGAUACUCAAGACAGCUCCGUACCACACAUUAUCUCUUACAACGCCUCCUCAACACACUCGACCUUCCAGCAAUCCCUCCCCGCCGAACUCCGUCUCCAACCCAACGGCACAACUUCCUUCCCUGUGCCUCCUUCUAUAGCCGCCUCCUCCCCCGAAGCAGAAGCAACAGCCCCUAAACCCUCUCCCUCAUCAAUUCAACCCCUGCCUCCCGUAUCCACUUCCACCCUUCCAUCUCGAGAUGGCCCCACCAUACCCCCGUCGCCCUUAAUCCUCUCGCGCUGGGCCUACCUUAAUCAUGUCGAGCGUGAGGCAAAGGAACGGGGAGGCACAGGCGCCAAACUUAGUUUCGAGGAAUUCUCGCGCCGUAUGGCAGCAGACCGUGGACGGAGGCUGGCCUUUGUAGCCAGUUGGAUUGAGAUGGCUAGCUUUUAACUGUGACAUCUAUUUCUUGACUCUUACCUUUUACUUUCAUGUUUGUCAUCGAUGGAGGAUGGGUGUGUGUGUGUGUGUGUGUGUGUGUGUGUGUG
Aspergillus alliaceus is the source of this 3608-nucleotide messenger RNA. RefSeq names its product EF hand domain protein. The coding region runs from base 178 to 3513 and encodes 1111 amino acids. Gene Ontology annotation, cellular component: intracellular membrane-bounded organelle; cytosol; membrane. NCBI's taxonomy places the organism in Eukaryota, Fungi, Ascomycota, Eurotiomycetes, Eurotiales, Aspergillaceae. Gene Ontology annotation, molecular function: calcium ion binding; zinc ion binding. The transcript has a single exon. The record is from RefSeq and is a predicted model, not a curated record.